Messenger RNA from Penicillium paradoxum, 2082 nucleotides. Its product is annotated as putative C6 transcription factor. Gene Ontology annotation, molecular function: DNA binding; zinc ion binding; DNA-binding transcription factor activity, RNA polymerase II-specific. Gene Ontology annotation, cellular component: nucleus. Bases 1 to 2082 code for a protein of 693 amino acids. The transcript has 5 exons. Lineage: Eukaryota; Fungi; Ascomycota; Eurotiomycetes; Eurotiales; Aspergillaceae. The record is from RefSeq and is a predicted model, not a curated record. Gene Ontology annotation, biological process: DNA-templated transcription.
AUGUCGCCUGCACCAGUCCAAGUCAAUUCUUCCUCUAAACUCCCAUCUCCCGGGUUCAAUGCCGGCGCUCGGCCCUAUCGUUCCCACAAGGUACGCGCCUGUGACUUGUGUCGCAAGCGGAAGUCUCGAUGUACUGUUGACAUCCCUGGCCAAUCCUGUCUACUAUGUCGCGUACAAGGCGCCGACUGUCACUAUCAAGAGGAGGCCAACGCGGAAAGUUCGAUCCCGAGUGCCUCGGAUUCAAAGUCCUGGCCCGGGCCUUCAACAGUGGAGGCGGGGCCAGGGCAAAAGCGCAAGCGUAGUCCUGACGGGCUUUCUCAUUUGAACCAAAACAUUCAAUCCCGGCAGCCAAUCAAUGGGCCCAGUCCCCAUGGAACGAAUUCGUCGAGUGGUGGUCGUCGGGGAAGUGACCCGCGGCGGAAAGACAUGGACGAUCCUCAGAAUGAGUCGGUCCUCAUUGUCGGCCCCAUGGUCGCCGAGGAUGCGCAGGUCAUUGAGAAACACAUGCCUCCAGAACGGAUGAGUCAAUCAGAGGAGCCCAAUAGUCACCCUUACAAUAUCUAUUCCAGCGAUCCACGAAAGCCCGUCCUUUACACCACAAUUUCCCGGCGAAGGAAGGGUAUGCGGAGAGGAACACCUCCGGGUGAAAAUCAGAAAGAAGUGCUCGAACAAAUACUUGGGCCGUUCAAACAGGACCUAGUGAGACUCUUCCUUGACCGAUUCAACGUUUCUUUUCCAAUUUUCGAUGGGGAAUCUUUCUGGGAAUCAUAUAUCGCUGAGGACCUGCAUGAUCCACCAGCCGCACUUGUAUGCCAAGUCUAUUCCAUGUCCCUCGUAUAUUGGAAGCACACGCCGAAGCUAGCUUGCCACCCGAAACCCGACGUUCGAUAUGCAGUCAACAUGACGGUUGCCGCAUUGCAUGAGGAUUUCUCAGCCCCAGGUUUGGAUACAAUCAGUGCUGCGCUUAUCGACUUGACUGGACGACCAAUCUUCUCCAUGACCGGCAAUGCUGUCAGUUGUGGCCGCAUGUGUUCUUUGGCGAAUUGUCUUGGUUUGAAUCGUGAUCCCAGCAACUGGAAGCUCUCAAUAUCAGAUAAAAACCAGCGGAUUCGUCUGUGGUGGGGUGUUGUUAUCCACGAUCGUUGGGGAAGUUUUGGUCAUGGUGUGCCACCUCAAAUAUCCAAAAAUCAAUACGAUGUACCCCUACCCACCGUCGAAAUACUAGUUCCUCCAGAACUCCGCACUACGGAGCGUGUGAGGGCAGCACAUUGCCAUAUCUACCUAUGUCGAUUGACCGAAAUCUUGGGCGAGCUUUUACCUUUGGUCUAUGGGUUACAGCAUAAGCCAGCACGAGAGACAUCCAAGAAGCUCAGGCAAAUCCGAACCGAUCUAGAUGUGUGGGAAGAUUCCCUCCCAGACUGGUUGAGAGGGCCCACCAUCCACACCGGAGAACGAAUCUAUGGAGCUAGCAGCCUGCAGUUGGCUUUUUUGGCUGUCAAAAUGCUUGUCAGCCGAGUUGAACUAAAUGAGGUGAACAAUGCCGAAAUGGAAAAUACCGAGGCACGUCGCUAUUUCCAAACAGAAUGCAGAAGGUCAGCAGAGGAUAUCGUUGGAUUUAUAACGUCAUUGCGAAAGGAUAAUUUCAAGGAAUUUUGGUUACCUUAUAGCGCCUUUCAUCUCACCUCAACGGCCACGUUACUAAUUCGCUGUGCAUUUGAAACCACCGACAGCGACGUUGCGCGAUCCUGUCUCUCCAACGUCGAAACCCUGCGCUCAGUCUUACGCCGUGUCCGGGAAGAAGAAGACUGGGACGUAGCGGACAUGUGUCUGGACCACUGUGAACGCAUCAUGCACCGACUUCCUGGAACUGGCGCCACAAUGGAUCAGGCAUUCACGACUUCCAUGGUAGACAACGGGCUGGUCAACCCGGCUGCGAUCUCGCUGCCAGAGACUCAAACAAACAAUGAUAUCGUUGACGACAUGAUGUCGAUCUCUAAUACCUUUGGAACGAUGGACGGUUUCCCCUUCGACAUGACAGGAAUAUGGGAUGUCUCUGUCUUCCAAGAUGUGAACCUGACAUGA